Molecule: messenger RNA, 278 nt
Organism: Acaulospora colombiana
Lineage: Eukaryota; Fungi; Glomeromycota; Glomeromycetes; Diversisporales; Acaulosporaceae
Source: the annotation of a GenBank genome assembly
AUGUGCAAAGUUGGUCUGCCUCUCGUACCCCAUCGAGAACCACCAGGUCAACCUCUUUCCUUCAGCUUUGGCACUAUUAUUAGUCAGAAUUUGAGACUUGUAACGACUAUUCAAGAACUUGCAUUGUUCCAACCCCAGAGUGCCUUGACUUUAGCUCAAAUAUCACCCGCUAUUAGCAGCUGCAAUAGAAUCGACAAGUCCAAGGUCUCAAGCUGUCAAGAGAGUAAUCAUUGCGGCGGAACUUGGCUUAAGGCGUCAAAAGAUCCAAGACUUGUGGC